Messenger RNA from Carica papaya (papaya), 3356 nucleotides. The record is from RefSeq and is a predicted model, not a curated record. Lineage: Eukaryota; Viridiplantae; Streptophyta; Magnoliopsida; Brassicales; Caricaceae.
UAGUUUAAAAAUAUUUCAAAAAUAUGAGAAAAUGCUAUGUGGCUAUCUCGAUUUUCUUUUUAUAUGUAUCUAUAUUUCUCCACUUAUGACAGUGUAUUUUAGUUUUAGUCACAUCCGGUAAAACUAAUUUAUUUAAGUUAUAGAUCACUUUUUAGUGUUUCAGGGGAAAAAAAUUACCUUGGAAAUAAGUACAGGAUCCUCAGAAAAAAGUGGGCACGUUUUUGAUAGAACAAUUGAAUAAGAGAAACUUAUGGGCUAAAAGUCUACUCCCCCAAAAAAAAAAUCCUUACUGUUUUAAAUAAAUAAACACAAUAUUAAGAUCUUCCUUGUUAUAUCAGGUACAGCAUCUCAAUAAAACAGAAUAUCACUUAUUCUGAGUAAUUGUUCUUUAAGUACUCAAGAUUAUCAGUAAUUUCUUGGUUUACUAGUAUGUGAUACCUGAACCAACCAAGUGGAAGUAUCAUCUUCGUUGAAGCUUAGAAUUAUGGUUUGAAGUGGCUCUUUCUUUGCUUCUACCCCUCUGGAAGCUCACAUCAAAGUGUUUUAAGCCACAACUAAACUGCCUUGAUUUGUUGAUUUUGGAAAGAGAAAUUAGAUGAUAACCUGAAGAAGAGAUGACAAAGCAUCACUGGAGGGAAUCCAUCAAGUCCUUUUUUGGGAGUCACAUUGACCCAGAAAAAGAUGAACAGAUUAAAGGAACUAAAACUGAAAUCGAAGACAAAGUAAUGAAGAUUUUGAAGCUUAUAAAAAAUGAAGACGUUGAAGAAAAUGACAGAAUAGAAAACUUCAGCAAAGAUACACUUGCUGGGUUAAUUGAAGAUUUUCACAAACAUUACAAGCUGCUCUAUACACAAUAUGAUCAUCUCACAGGAGAACUAAGGAAAAAAGUUCAUGGAAAACAAGGGAAGGACAAGAACAACUCUUCUUCAUCUAGCUCAGACUCAGACUCUGACUCUGAUCAUUCUUUAAAAAACCAAAGCAGUAAAAAUGGACAAGUAGAAAGUGAAUUUCUGAAAAUAACAGAAGGCAUGAAGCAAGAACUUGAAACGGCGAAUGCUGAAGUUGCUGACCUGAAGAGGAAGCUGAUAGCAGUGAAUGAAGAAAAAGAAGCUCUAAAUUCAGAAUAUCAAACAACUUUGAGCAAGAAACUAGAAAGCGAAGAAAUUUCCAGCAGUUUGAAGCUUGAAAUUGAAAGAUUAAGUGUUGAAAAAUCAAAAUUUCUGCUUGAGAAUGGAGAACUUACUGAGAAACUGGAAGCUUCUGUUAAUAUAGAAUCUGCAAUGAAUCUAAGAUUAGAAGACAUGAAAAGAGAGAAAGAUAUCUUGAUCAUGGAAAAAGAGACUGGAAUGAACAGAAUUGAAGAGGGGGAGAAGAUUGCAGAAGAUUUAAAAACCAUGAAUGAUCAGCUGAAAGAUGAAAACAUGACUCUUACGCAAGAACUAGGAAAACAGAGAGAGGAAGCGUCCAAUAUAAAGCAGCAGUUGGAAUCUGCAGAACAGCAAAUUUUAAAUCUGAGCCAUGCGCUGAAUGCAAAAGAAGACGAGAACACAUCACUAUGCUUGAAAGUUUCUGAUACUUCAAAAGAGAUUUUGCAAGCACAGAAUGUUAAAAAAGAACUAAUUGCUGAAUCGAUUCAAUUGAAAGAGAAACUGGGCGAGAGAGAAAGGGAAAUUUCAACUCUGGCAGAGAUGCAUGAGGUGCGGGGAAAUGAAUCAUCAGCUCUGAUUAAAAAAUUGGAGGAACAAGUGAAAAGCAAGGAUUUGGAGCUGGAGACAUUGAGAGAAGAGAUGAACACAGAGAAAAACAUCAUGAUAAUGGAGAAAGAAACUGCAAUGAAAAGAAUUGGAGAGAUGGAGAAGGUUGCAGGAGAUAUGGAAAUGGAGGUUGAUCGCCUGAAAGAUGAAAAAGUGACUCUUGCGAAGGAAGUAGGGACACUAAGAGAGGAAGCCUCCAACAUGAAGCAGCAGCUGGAAUCUUCUGAACAGCAAGUAUUGCAUCUGAGCCAAUCACUGAAUGUGACAGAGGAAGAAAAUAAAUCAUUAUCCUUGAAGCUUUCAGAAAUUUCCCUUGAGAUCAUUCAGGCACAGGAUGUUAUAAAAGAACUCAUCACUGAAUCGAGUCAGUUGAAGGAGAAACUGGGUGAGAGAGAAAGGGAUUUCUCAACUCUUGCAGAGAUGCAUGAGGUGCGUGGGAAUGAAUCAUCAGCUCUGAUAAAAAAACUGGAGGAACAAGUGAAAGGCAUGGCACUGGAGCUGGAGACAGUGAUAGAAAACAAGAACGCAGAGAAAAACAGCAUGAUAAUGGAGAAGGAAACUGCAAUGAAAAGAAUUGAAGAGAUGGAGAAGAUUGCAGAAGAUUUGCAACUGGAGGCUGAUAGACUGAAAGAUGAAAAGAUGACACUUUUGAAGGAAGUACGUACACUGACAGAAGAAUCCUCCAAUGUGAAGCAGCAGCUGGAAUCUUCUGAACAGCAAGUUUCACAUUUGAGACAUACAUUGAAUGCGACAGAGGAAGAAAAUAAAUCACUCUACUUGAAGAUUUCAGAAAUUUCACUUGAGAUCCUUCAGAAACAGGAUGUUAUAAAAGAACUCAUCACUGAAUCGAGUCAGUUGAGAGAGAAACUGGGUCAGAGAGAGAGAGAUUUUUCAACUCUGGCAGAGAUGCAUGAGGUGCAUGGGAAUGAAUCAUCAGCUCAGAUAGGACAGUUGGAAGCACAUGUAAAAGACCUGGAACUGGAGAUGGGGACACUCAGAAAAGACAUGGACGAAGAAAAGAGGGACAUGAUAAAGGAGAAGGAGAUUGCUAUAAAGAUUGCAGAGGAGGCAGCUGAUCGGCUGGAGGAGGAAAAAGGGUCUCUUGUACAAGAAGUAGAUAGAUUGAGAUAUGAAACUUCCAAUUUAAAGCAGCAGCUCGAAUCUUCAGAAGAGCAAGUUUCAAAUUUGAAUCGCACUCUGAAUGGAACUGAGGAAGAAAAUAAAUCACUAUCCUUGAAAGUUUCAGAGAUUUCAAGUGAGCUCCUGCAGGCACAGGAUGUCAUCCAAAAACUCAUGGCUGAAUCAAGUGAGUUGAAAGAGAAACUAUGUGAGAAAGAAAAAGAACUUUUUACUCUGGCAGAGAUGCAUCAAGUGCAUGGAAAUAAGUCUUCUGCUCAAAUAAGCGGAUUGGAAGCACAGAUUACUGGCCUUGAACUGGAGCUGGAAUCUCUGCUAGCCCACAAUAGAGACAUGGAGUUUAAGAUAGAGAACAAAGCAAUUGAAGCAAAACAACUGGAAGUGCAUAACAAAGGAUUACUAGCCCAAAUAUUGGAACUUGAAACGAUGUCUAAAGGGAGAGAAGACAAACUUUCUGCUCUCAUG